CGCACAGAGGCCGACAGACCUCCGCUGUGUAUGCGGGUACAACUCUUCUCACAUGAGCAGAACUUGUAACCGAAGCAACUGAGGGAUUAUUACUGGAAACAAAUCGGGCGGCACAGACUUCAGAACAUCUAAGGACAUGGACUCCAAACGACAGAGUGUUGUGAUGGAACGACUUGUAAAUGAGUUAGGCUCUCUGCUGAAGAUGUUGGACCACGAGACGGUCAGUCCUGCUACCGCUGAAAAAAUGGCAUCCAUACGCAACAUCCUGGACUCACUGCAGCUGUCAGUGAACGGCUCUGAUGUCUACAUGAACAGCUGUCUCUAUGGCAAUGGCACGAGCUUUGUAGAGUCUCUGUUUGAGGAUUUUGGCUGUGAUUUGCACAUGCUCAGUGCAUCUCCAGUGGAGCAGAAAGAGCACAAGGAUGAAGAGGAGAAGACUCAUCCCAAUAAAUCUACCCCAACUGACACUCCUCCUCCUCUGCCAACUACACCCCUUCCUGAUGACUACUAUGAAGAAGCUGUUCCUCUAGAUCCGGGAUCUACUCCUCAGUACUUUACCACCACAUCCAGGAACUCUGUGGAGGACGCCUAUUAUGAAGAUGCUGACAAUAACUACCCCACCACCAGAAUGAAUGGGCCUCCCAAAAGCUCCUACAAUGACUCAGAUGCUCUGAGUAGUUCCUACGAGUCUUACGAAGAAGAGGAAGAGGAAGCAAAGGGCCGAGACCAACCUCAGAGAUGGACAGCUGAGGAAAGAACAGAUGGACCGGUUCGAGACUGCCGCAUCUGUGCCUUCCUACUGCGAAAGAAACGCUUUGGCCAGUGGGCUAAGCAGCUUGUUGUUGUCCGAGACAAUAAACUGCAGUGUUUUAAAAGCAUCAAAGAGAGCUCUCCCAACACAGAGCUUCCACUGAAUCUUUGCAACGUCAUCUAUGUCCCUAAGGAAGGCCGGAAAAAGCGUCACGAGUUGCGCUUCUCAUUACCUGGGGGCGAAGCGCUAGUCUUGGCAGUCCAGAGUAAAGAACAGGCCCAGCGAUGGCUCAAGGUGGUCCACGAUGUUGGCAGCCAGUGUAGCAACACUGAGGGGCUGGAUGGAUCAACUUCUCCAAUUAUACAGAGGAAGCUGGAGCUCGACAAGGUGCUACAGUCUGAGAGACAGGCUUCAGACUCAGACAGCGGGCCAACAGCAGACAGUCAGGCCACUGCACACGGGUCAGGACGAGACACUACUGACUCACUCAACAGGGGGAAGCGUGGAGCAUUUUCAGAGCUGACCGGGUCGAUGAGCCGAGCAGCUGGGAGGAAAAUCAAUCGGAUCAUCACCUUUUCCAAGCGGAAACCUCCUUUACCAGGAGAGUCUCCUUUGUCUUCUGGCCAGCAUGACAACCCCCGCUCUGGAUAUCUGAGCGUGUGUCUGAGCGGCUCUUGGAGGGAGCGGUGGUGCGUGCUCCGGGGUGGAAGUUUGUACCUGCAGAAGGACCCUGGGGACCAGCGACCCCCAAUCAUUGUGGUGCCACUCAAAGGGGCAGAGGUGAUGCCAGGCGGGCUUGGACCUAAACAUCCGUUCUCUUUCCGCAUCCUACAGGGAGGCAACGAGCUGGCAGCUCUGGAGGCCAGCUGCUCUGAGGAUCUUGGCCGCUGGCUUGGAGUUUUAUUUGCAGAGACCGGCAGCAGCACUCUCCCUGAAGAGUUGCACUAUGAUUACAUCGAUGUGGACACACUUACUGACAUACGGCAUGCUGCCAGACACUCCUUCUUGUGGGCUACAACAGCUCACUCCUCCAGUAGUGCUUCAAUAGACUCCAGAACUUACGAUGAGGUCUAUGAAAGUGUUGCGGAAGUGGAUGUGGAGAGCAGAGGAGGCCAGGUGAGACGUCACGCUUCGUUCUCCAGCAGGGACUCUGAGAAAACUGAACAACAAGCUGCCAUUAAGAGACAUGCCUCCAAUGUGAAUCAGUAUGGGCGGUAUGGGAAGACACGGGCAGAGGAGGAUGCCAGGCGGUACCUGAGAGAGAAAGAGGAGUUGGAGAAGCAGAAGGAGGACCUCAGAAAUGCACUGAUUUCCCUGCGCAAGGAGAAAAGGCAGUUGAAGGAGGAGGGGAAGAGCGGCACAGGUAAUAGUGUGGAAAAGCAGUUAGCUGAGCUGGAAACACUGUGCAAACAGAAGGAGGAGGAACGGGUGGAGCUGGAGCUGAGACUGACAGAGGUCAAAGAAAACCUGAAGAAGUCACUGGCUAGAGGGGCACUGGGUCCACCUACUGAUACCAAGAUCAACGUCAAGGCGCAGGGCAGUAAGGUUGAAAAGGUUUACAUGGAGACUGUGCCUGUCAACGCGGCAUCUGAGCUUCGAAAGCGGCCUCCGUCUCUUUACGCCUCCUCCAAGGGGAAUGUGAUGCAGAAGGCAAAGGAGUGGGAGUCAAAGAAGGGGACAUAGAGUGAUCAUAAACAGAUCGACAGAUGGAGACGAGGACGUUUGAAAGGAAAACGCAAGAAGAGCAAGAAAACUGGCACUGAAGAGAGAAAGGAUGGACUCGGAGGCAUUGCGCUCUCAUUUCAUCUAAAGGAAAAGUACAGGCAGCGUGAUGCUGCACCAGCUACUGUAAAUACGACAUGCUCAGCUGAUACAUCAGUACCGUGUUAAUGUGGAUCACUAUGAACGUGAUGUGUACGUGUUGGUGUGAGUUUGCAUGCGUGUUUACAUUUGCACAGGGCUGCAGAAAGUAAAAAAAAAAAAAGGAAAGCGUAGCAAAGGGAGAGUGUAGUUCUUCAACACUGUGAGUUCAGCGUUACAGGCAAGACGUUUUAGCUACACCCACUGGUUUGUAUUAUUUUUAUACUUGAUACUUGGAAAUGAAAAAUGAAAAACCCGGUUAAAGAAAUUUUUUUAGUUAUAAUCUUAAAUUAUCAUUAUUAGUAAGAGAAGUACAGAAUCUCAUAUCUUAAUUGUGUAUUUAUACGUUUAAUAAAAAAUAUCGAGUAGACACUGUUCCUAAAAGCAAUGAAUAAAUGUUUGUUGUUGCAAUGUGAAACAAUUGGUUUUAACCUUUAUAUGACUCUUAUUUUUCACAUUUGACUUUUGCACUUUAUCUUGUUGUAUUUUGUGAUUGCAUAAAUGUGUCCUCGGCCCCUCUCAGCUGAAUCAUUUGAAGAUAAAUGCCUGUGUCUGCUUUACCUGCCCUUCACUGAGAAACGAACACACGCAAAUGUUGGAGUAAAUAAUUUUAUAAAGAA
Pundamilia nyererei is the source of this 3231-nucleotide messenger RNA. RefSeq names its product actin filament-associated protein 1-like 1. The coding region runs from base 137 to 2434 and encodes 765 amino acids. Gene Ontology annotation, molecular function: SH3 domain binding. Gene Ontology annotation, cellular component: cytosol. The transcript has 19 exons. The record is from RefSeq and is a predicted model, not a curated record. Lineage: Eukaryota; Metazoa; Chordata; Actinopteri; Cichliformes; Cichlidae.